Bombyx mandarina (wild silkworm) is the source of this 1615-nucleotide messenger RNA. Its product is annotated as 120.7 kDa protein in NOF-FB transposable element. Lineage: Eukaryota; Metazoa; Arthropoda; Insecta; Lepidoptera; Bombycidae. The record is from RefSeq and is a predicted model, not a curated record.
CGAAUAAAUAAUUCAAUAAAAAUGCACUCUCUAAGAGUGUAAUGUCGCGUUUGUUUCCCGGAUUUACACAAUGAACACGAAACAUAAAAAAAAAUUGCGUGAAAGUCUAGAGCUUUUUCCAAUAAAGAGAAUCCUUUUUUAAUUAUUACAUUAUGGUUAACGAAUAGAACUAGUAAUUUUUUUGUGUAAGAGUAACCACAAUAUGGAUUCGAACACGUCAUCUCUUCAAGUACUCCAGGCAGCUUUCGAGUAACUUAUUAUGCCACCUGUAGCAGCUGUGCCGGUUGAUUUAGCUGUGAAAGUAUUAAAAAAAUACAUUGCUCAUUUCGCCAAUGAUGAAUUUCCACAAUGGAAGUCAGAAAUCUGGAAAAAAAUUGCAAACGAUCCUGAGCUGGAGGGUAAAUGGUCUAUUGGUAGCGUAAGAACGAAUGUUAGAGAAGAUAGAAGAGGCAUUUUGAGUGAAGCCAGAAGACAGUGUGGUAUCACUGUAAAUAUCAUAUCUAAUAAAAAAUCAAACGUAAAUGAAAAUUGUGACAUCUCCAAAGAGUCACAUGAAGAUUGUGACGAGGAUAAUUUGAAUGAAGAAUCAGAUUCUGAGAACGAUGAUAUUCAUAAGCAUGAACGUUUUACCGUAGAAAUUUCCCGGGAUCUAUGGAAUGAAAUACACAGCCUUGAGCCUCUGGUUUACAAAGGUCGAAAAUAUGUUGGGUUUAAACCCAAGGUGUGGACCAAUGCAGUAUCUAAUGCUUUUUGGAAGCAGCACCAUUUAAAGUGUGCUUUCGUGUUUAAAAGAGGCAGAAUUACACAACAUGGAAGAAGUUAUGCGACUAUAAUCGGACGCUGUCGAGCUAAAGAUUGUCACAAUCCAGUGAAAGGAAUAAUUAAAGACUGUCCAGGAGAGGUCGGGCCCGUAUAUAUUGAAAUGUUUUGUCGUGAUACUCGUUUCGUAAAACACGAAGAUGUCAAAAGACCCCUUAACGGAACAGAACGUCUGAAAGUGCAAGCAGAACUUUUGAAAACUCAUGCUUCUGCUUGGAGGAAGGAGAAAGCCAAAGAUAAUAUAGAUCCGGGAGAUACUGGUUCGCCGUUUGUAUAUAAUCUGAAUACUCUGCAUCAAGCAAAGAAAGAAACUAACAUCAAGAAACUUGGUAUUAAAACUGAUGACAUGCGAGACAUGAUUUUAGCGAUUAGAAACAUGUAUGUUGAUCCGUCUUAUGUUAAUUCUAUUUUGGCGAUUGGUGAUACACCAUUUUAUGUAUUUUAUGCAACUCCAACUGCAAUAUAUUUCUUGAACUUAUAAAUAAUUAUCAUUUCAACAAAAACAGAUUUUGUCUGCAUUACAUUUACAUUUUUUGAACUACGUAAUGAAUUUAGGAAUUUUUAAUUUUAUUAUAAAAUACAAGUAUCAUAACUAUCUCCUAUUGCAUGGUAAUGAAUAGUAUCAUUUUAAUACGAAAGUUGUUCUCCUAAAAUAUUCUUAGAAUAAUUAGAAAUCACUGAAAUUUCUAUAUGCUUGUUAAUAUUCAAUAUCAUUAAAAAAAACUGAAUUUAUCAAAACCGCGCUAAUUGUACUUUAACGACUAAUUGGCCGUCUUCACUGACAUUUUUUUGUUGA